AGCAAAAAAAUAACAACUGUUUGGCUUUUCUCAAAAUGUUUUAAAAUAGUGGUUUGUACAUGCCUACAAUCUUCAAAAUUGUGUUGUUUUUCUUGCGCUUCACUACUUAGUUGAUUGCCUUUUCAAAAUGGAGCACAUAAAAAGUGCUGACUUUCUCAAGGAGCUUUUCUCCCCUCCUUUUUCCAGGCUUUCAAGUGGACCAGACGGGGGUGCAGUGACAACUAUCCUGAUAUAUGGAUUUUAGCCUCACCGCGUCCGAGCCAGACUUGUUUCCUUGGACCUAAGACCCCAGUUGACGGACAGUAAUUCCCUUGAACUUGUUGGCCUUCCGUUCCUCAGCCUUUCUGGAAGUUUCAACCUGAGCAACGGUCAAGCUAACGUUGGUCUCUCCAAGCAGUCAAUAGAACCGUUUGUGCAUGUUGUGUUGCAACGUAGUAGGCUGCCAUUCCAGCAGUCAAGUGUCAACAUCGGCACAGCUCCACACUUGCGUGAUUGGUUUUCAUUGAAGACUUUCCUCGUGUCUUCCACCGCAGCCAUCGACCUGAUCCGAUGCUGCGAUGCUGCUGAUCGAUGACGAAAUGGAACUGGCGACUCCAACUGCGCCACAGCCAUGCAACUGCCAGACUACUGUUCUCUUGGCUGCCCCACAAUUGGCCAACUAACCGACGAUGGUGUUGCGAAACUCUUGCAAGCCACUCAAAUCAAGUUUUUCCGCCGACCGAAUGCCGCGCAGAAGUAUGAAAAUCGCAAGUGGUUCCAUUUAGUUUUCAUUUGCGGCUCAUUGACGUUGGUCGUAUAGUAUAGAUCAGUACCGAAUACUGGCCCCAAAUUCGGACAAGUAGGAUGGCGUCACUCUUGGAGCGGAUUGUGCUGCUGGUGGCAUUGGCCACUUGCGUAGUUCGAGGCGACGAUGGAUUUCUGACCGAGCCGCAUUACAUCAAAGAGUGUAGGAUAGCCGACAGGGACUUUGUCAACUGUUCCACGCACAGCAUCCAGCAGCUGUUCGACAAACUCAACGACGGCAUUCCCGGGCUAACCAGCAUCAAGAGCUUCGAUCCCUUCCAUCUCAACCGCAUCCGGAUCACCCAGGGCAACAGCAACGCCAUCAACCUCAAGGUGGAGCUGGCCAACGUGAAGAUCGUCGGCUUCGGGCACACGCACGUCUUGGAGAGCCAGGUGUUCAAGAAGGACUACAGCUGGAAGACCACGUUCACGCUGCCCCAGAUGAAGCUGCAGUCCGACUACAGUCUGUUUGGCCGCAUCCUGCUCAUCCCGCUGAACGGCAAGGGGCAGGUGUUCCUGGAUGCGGAGAACAUGACGGUGACGAUGCACACGAAGACGCGACUCUACUCCAAGGGCGGCUUCACGUUCUACAACGUGACCAGCCUGCACGUGGACUUCAAGAUGGAUGGCCUCAAGUCCUACUUCUCCAACCUGUUCAACGGCAACAAGCAACUGGAGGACAGCACCAACAAGUUCUUCAACGACAACUGGCGCAUGCUGGCGGACGCCCUGUAUACGGUCAUCACCCAGACCAUCGAGGACAUCCUGCUGGACGUGCUGAAGAAGAUAUUCCACUUCAUUCCGGCCAACUUCUUUGUGAGCGACAUCCCGACGCCGGAGCAGCUGUAUGGCAGGGCCAAGCCGAAGCCCAAGUGAGGAGAUGUCUUCUGGGAGAAUCUGGUAGAAUCUGGGAUAGGGGUAAUGCUGUAGUCAAGCCAAUAAAGUCUGUGGGAAAACACCAA
Messenger RNA from Drosophila gunungcola (fruit fly), 1745 nucleotides. RefSeq names its product circadian clock-controlled protein daywake (gene Jhbp6). Lineage: Eukaryota; Metazoa; Arthropoda; Insecta; Diptera; Drosophilidae. The coding region runs from base 844 to 1659 and encodes 271 amino acids. The transcript is spliced from 5 exons. The record is from RefSeq and is a predicted model, not a curated record.